UAAUAUUUAAUGUGUGUGAAGAAUCCCAAAGUGAAAACACAAGGAAGAUGACGCUUGUUUUAUCACGAACCAAACAAAGAAAAUUGACCUGUGGCUGGAUGAAUGGUGCUGAUCUCCUCUAUUUUUAAUGCUUUCAACUUCCUUCUGAGGCGUACUGCUGGGUUUUGGGAGGCAAUUUUAAGUACUGAAAGAUCAAGAGCUGGGAAUGUGACCAUGAUGAUACAAUGUCAUGUCCUCCUGCUAUGCUAUAAAUUAGUGAAGAUGUUUCUAUGAAAAAGAAAAUAUUAAUCUUAAAGAACAUGAGGAGGAGAAUAAAUCUAUGUGCUGUUGUGAAGCUCAUUAGAAAGCUAGGCUAUUUUUCAAAGCUAGCUGCUCCCUUGCUUGACUGGGAUGGAGGCAUGAAGCUAUGGGAGAGAUGCCUGCCGCAUCCAGGAACCGGUGUGGAUGGACAGUGGCACCGGAGUAGCCACAGCAGCGUGAAUACCCCGGAGUUGAAGUAUGUCUGAAAAGGUCUUAUGCAAAUUCAUGGUGGAGAUGUGUUCUGGCAAUUAAAAUAGCGGUAAUUCAGAUGCAACUUUCGUGACAAGAAAUCUCGAUGGCCUGCAGGCAGAUGGCGUUUGUUGGGGAGCCCUAUUUGCCAGGCCUUGAAGAACUGCUGUGGUGGUGGCACUGAGCUCGUACACAGCAGUUAAUGAGUUGGGAGUGCACCAAGGGAACACACCAGGAUGUCAUGGAAAGCCUUCAACGUGAAGAAGUAUACAACUAAUUGAUUACGCUAUUCAAACCUGGAAAAAUGUGAGAUUGAUUAAAAAGCAUCCUGGAAAGUGAGACAUCAUAAACAGAGGGAAAGGCCUUUGGGAAUGUGACCCUGAGAAGACUGGGAACCUGGUCCACAAAUCCUACUGCCACUGAAAUUCUGACAGCAGGAUGUUGUCAGACUCUAGAAGAUGAAAACGUCCUUCUGAUGAACAGAAAAAGAACCAAAAAGAAUAUACUGAGGAGCCCUGAAUGCAAAUAAAUUCCUGUAAUUUCAAAUCACAAGAGGAGUAUGGAAGCAGAAAAGCCAUGUAGAUAAAGUUAAGUAACAUCUUAACUUUAAAUAUCAGAGAUGUUGUACUGUCCUUCGUGUUAUCAGGUUAUUGUGCAAAGCUGGCUAGUUAGCUGGCAGCUAGGUAGGAAGGAGAUUUUGGUAACCGAGAGGUUUAAGCUGCGCAUCUGUCUUGUCUAGAGGAAAGAAGCGUCCCUUUCUCAGCGUGAGAGAGAUUGCCAAUGGGUCAGUGUUUAUGCAGGGGCAGAUUCUGAACCCGAAGUUGAUAGGCUACACUACAAGGUGAUCACUGAAAUAGAGUUAUAUGGGUUUUUUACUUCUGCACUGAUCAUGCUGGAGUGGUGCUCGUGCCUGCCUGCCGUUUUGGCUGCUGUUUGUCUUGCAGUCCCUACAGCAGUGCCUCAGGAAUGGCUGGCCCUUUUCACAUCUGAGGAGAGACAAGGGCAUGCAGUCCCUAGGCUCUGUUAAAAUACACACAGAGAGUAGCCUGUCAGGUGGUUGCAGAGAAAAGACCCAAACGUCCCUUCAUUCAGGCUUGCAAUACUCCCUGGUGUGCUGAAAUGUUCACUCUCUGGGUGAUAGCUAAGCACCUGAACAGUUAUUUUCAAGGAAAAAACAGACCGAUGCAUAUUUGGUUGUGUUCCCAGAUUUAUUUUUUUUUUUACUUUCAGGCUUUAUUUGCUGAACAAAAUAGUUGCAGGUUUCCUUUUAACCCAGUAAACUUUUGUACUGUUACACCUCAUUAUAUAUUUUGUGGUGCUGAGUUUUGAAUCUGCUGCUUCAAUUAUGGAAACUGCCAACAGACAUAUGAAAAUCCAGAAUAUAGAGGCUGAAGCAUUCCUGCUUUUUGACUUUGGAAUUACUUUUGCAUACUCUGACAAUUUCCCCUUAUAAACUAAGUCGGUGAUAGAUACAGUUAUGGAAUGCAAGAAAACUAAUGCAAAAUUUUACUGCCAAAAUAGAGAAGAAAACAAUGUUUUCAAACCAGAGGUUGGCACAACUGCUGGCUUUUCUCCCCACAUUUCUUUCUCCUCUCCGCCCUCCCAAGUCAGUAAUUAUCAGAAGUGGAGAAGAGGAAGUACAUGCAAGGUCAUGCGAGAGGAAAUAAAAAUGUACGGCACUCUUACUCCGAGGAGUUGCAGCUUGCUUUCUGACAAGACGUAUUGUGAUUUCAUGUCAUUUGAGUUUAUUAUGCUCAGCGUAGCAUAAGAGGUGAUGGAUUAAGUUCUGCCCCUGGUAUAUGUGAGGUGAGGAGUUUUAGCUUCAGUCUUAGCCUAAGUGAUUGAAAAUUGCAUUUGUAUUGUUUGUUUAAAUCAAAAGAAAAUGUACUGACUAAGCAGUUGAUACAUUGGACUGUUUGGAGUGGGAAGAUUACUUCAUUUUCAGAUUGAACAAGAUGAAUUCACUCAUCAGGAGAUCCUGAAGCUUAUAGAGAUGGAUUUUGUAUAUCUGGAUAGAUAAGGCUGGUGUAGGAUAAGCUCACAAGAUAAAAUUAAAACAGGAUGUGUAAAAAGCUCUCCCAAGUCUUGGAGAGACUCGUCUGUCACUGUGGCUCCACUGCGUUGGUGCAUAGGUUCCCAAAUACAUAGUUGCAUGUGUGUGCCAUGCAGAAGACCAGAGGAAAGGGACUCUUUCAGGAAAACUGGACUUUGAACCCUUCAAAGGGAGAUAAAGGCAGAGUUAGGAAGAUGGACAGUGGCUCAGAGCAUCGUUUCUCAUUUCCAGUUCUUUGACAGAGUAAUUGUCAGGAGGUUGAAUUUCUAUUUUGUUGCCCAAUAUGUUCAGAAUAGCUUUUGUCAGGAGAAGCAAUAUUAGAAAUAUCGCAUGAAAUGCAUUCUAUACAAUAAAAUUCUUUGCUACUUUGACCUUUCAGCCCUUUGCAUUGUGCUUCAUGGUGCUGUUUUCCAUUCUGUGAAGAUUAGCAAGGCUGUCCAUGCAAAGAGGAGAGCCCAUCAAAAAGCCUCUCUAAUAUGGCCACAGAAUCUGUUUGCACUUUUUGGUAUUUUGAGUGUUAGUGCCUCUUCUCUCCUUCCUUGGUGAAAAAGGAGCAAUGAAGCCUUCCCUAUUUGGACGGGAGGACCAGUGGAAGGGGAGAACCACUGGACUUACUCCCAAAUCCCCUGUAAUAGAAUAGUCUCUGUUUUAACAAUAUUGCUCAUUCUUGCUGUGUUGUCUAGAGAAAACCAGAAAGCCCUGUCUUUGUACCCUGAGUUGAGUUGACUCUGCACUGGAGGGAAGCAGAUGUGGCAGCCCCCAGACUAGCUUAAGAAAUGACACCAACACCAGAAGGCAAUCGGGUAACUGCUGUUUCCUCACUGAAGUUUCUACUUGGUUGUGCAUUGGUGUGGAUACAGGAGGCUGGCUCAGCUGGCUGGUCAAGUCCUCCUCUGAUGUGUAAGGCUGGUAGAGCCUGAGGGGCAGGCGGGACAAUGAAAAGCUCUGGGAUCAACUGCUUUGCUUAGCUCAGGUAAGCCUGCACCAUCUGGGAUAAUGAUGGGUCCCUAGAUCAAAGAGGGAAUUAUUCAUGAAGAUUCACUGAGACUUGGACGUUCAUUGCCCCCUGGAAAGGGGCAUGGAAAAAUAAGAGGAAAUUCCGAAUGGCUCCUGCUUUAGCUCAGAAUUUAAAGAGUGUGCUUUAAGUGGGAGAAAAGGUGAGAGAUGAGGAUUAAAAGAAAAUAAAGCAACAGCUAAUGGCAAGAUAUCCCUCAUGUACCAAACUCAUUCCUGUCAUGUCUGAGGAGGUGCCUUUAAAUCUAUGUUGUUUUCAGAAAACCGAACUGGGAUAUUUUCCCUAGUUUCUCUGAAUGGGUUUAAUAAAUUGAAGUUAAUUAAUUAUUAAUAAAAAAAUACUCAGUUGAUUAGCAUGAUCUCUCUGCUUAGACUACACUCCUGUCCAAAUAAACAUGUAUUCCAAUUUUUUGUUUAAAUUAAGAACAAAUAAAAGCCUGCAUUGUGUAACUCGAAUAGAAAUUGAUACAGGAGCAGGUCAAGUUUUCCCCGACUUAAAUUUCUGUGGUACUAUUGGACCUAUUCUCUGAUAAGUGUUCGGGUGAUUUACAGUGCGGCAUCCUUCUGUACUCCCUCUUUGAGCCUUCUGUAUGCAGAAGGAGUAUCUUUUACAGGGAGGUAUUACGCUUAUUGAAAAUCACACAGUUAACUUCACGUGCUGUUUUUACCCAAGUACAAUUUGUACUUUGACUUACAAAGCUGAUGGGGUACCCUGUAACGGAGAUACCUAUAUACUCAGGAUUGUAAACUUAAGGAGAAAGUCCCUUCUGUGUGUGACAGGUUACGCAGUGGGCAGGAUUUGCUUUUGCUAUAGAGACAGCUGACUAUGUACAUUUUCUACUCUAUGUAUUGGCUCCAAAUUUCAGCAGUAUAUGUGUGAGAGAGGAGUGGGAGUCUUUUGUCCCAUUGAACCCCGCUCUGCUGCCCUCCCUACAGUGAGGGGCCUGGAAAAGUGUGAGUAAUACUGAUUAUAUCAAUUUAUUUUAAGGCAGGAGUCCUCAAAGUGUGCUGUUAUAGAGUCCUCUCAACUCCUCCUUGAAGUGCCAGCAAGAUACUAACAACGAAUAAAACACUGUCGUUAGUGUCCAUUUUGUGGUAACAGAGCCUAUGAUAAAAGUGGAGGCAUUUAGUAGAAGAGCUUUCUCUCUUAAUUCUUGGACUAGAUGAAAUGUGGGAGGGAUGGAAAAAGGCUAGAAUUGGUGCAUUAUACACAGAGAGGGUUGAGCUGUUGGCUCUUUGUAAGCUUAUAUGUGAAGCAUGAAUUUGAAAAGUAUUUAGAAAUCCAAGUCACUCCUUUUUGUUGUCCUGGCUCUGGAUAACCUGUACCUCCCUGCAAAUGUGGUGAGGGGGAAGAGGGCAGAUUUCUGACAUGGCGGCUGCUUUGCACAAAAUUUUAAAGUCUAGAGUAGACAAGAGAGACUCUCAUCUUGCCCACGCACUGCAUGCAGCUGCUGUACAUUGGCUUCAUAAUCUUCUUACUAAAUGUCACAAAACAUGAUAAAAUUACUACGCUUGAAUAGACAGUGUCUCUGGAGAAUAUAUUGUGAAUGUGGAAAAGAGGAACUUUGCUUUCAAAGAAGAAACAGAGGCUGACCUCAGCACUAAGAUGCUUCUCUCUAUUGAAAUGUGGGAAUAAUAUAUGGAGCUGCACUAGUACAAGUGCCUUGGCGGUGCUCCAAACGAGUGCCCUUUCUGAUGGAGUUUUUAAUACUUCAAGAAGACAUAGUACGCGCAUUUAGAUGCCAAUAAAAUGAUUCCCUGUAGGAUCCCUAGGCUGCAUUUCAAUGCUAAAUUACAAUGACAGUGUGAAUGAUUGACCACCAAUCGCCAGUGAAGCAUUUCCGCGCACAUGUGCUUUUACUUUUCCGCAGUUUAAUCCCUUCUUGUGGUAAACUCUGUCAUUGCUUCAACCCUUAAUUGAGAUGCUUCUGUCCGUCUGUCUCGAUGCACACGUUGUGCCGUUGCUGCUGCUGCUAAAGAAGCCCUAACCACCUGGCAGUGUAUUGACUGGAGCCCGACCUUAUUGUGCUCAUGACCUGCAAGAGGCCGCAGCCAGGACUUGUUUGGUCUCCAGACAAAAAGCUACAAAAAAAGAAAUCUAUAGAUGCAACUAUUGCUUCAUCUGGCAAUUGAGAGAGGAAUGAGAAGGGAACUAAAAAUCCCAUCACAAUUAUUCUUGGGGGCAAGCUAAUGGCAGGUUGCCCUCUAUGGACAGCGGACAGCCAGCCCAGGAGGGAAAAGUUGUGCUGAAGAAGAAAGUGACACUUUUGAGGGGGAUAUCCAUCAUAAUUGGCACUAUCAUUGGAGCUGGCAUCUUCAUCUCUCCUAAAGGCAUCCUGAAGAACACGGGCAGCGUGGGCAUGUCCUUGACUGUCUGGACAGUGUGUGGCAUCCUCUCGCUCUUCGGUGCCCUCUGCUAUGCUGAACUAGGAACAUGCAUUAAGAAAUCUGGUGGUCACUACACCUAUAUCCUGGAGGCCUUUGGCCCAUUACCUGCUUUUGUGAGAGUCUGGGUUGAAUUACUCAUUAUUCGCCCUGCUGCCACAGCAGUGAUAUCGUUGGCAUUUGGACGUUACAUUUUGGAACCUUUCUUUAUGCAGUGUGAAAUCCCAGAACUUGCGAUUAAACUUAUUACAGCUGUUGGCAUCACGCUGGUGAUGGUCCUGAAUAGCACGAGUGUCAGCUGGAGUGCCCGCAUUCAGAUUUUCCUUACGUUUUGCAAGCUUGUAGCAAUUCUGAUAAUUAUAGUCCCUGGAGUUAUCCAGCUAAUUAAAGGAGAAACACAGCACUUUAAAAAUGCCUUUGCGGGGAAUGAUGCCAGUGUUAUGGGAUUACCACUUGCUUUCUAUUCAGGAAUGUAUGCCUAUUCAGGCUGGUUUUACCUCAAUUUUGUUACUGAAGAAGUGGAAAACCCUGAAAAAAACAUACCCCUCGCAAUAUGCAUUUCAAUGAUUAUCGUCACAGUUGGCUAUGUGUUAACAAACGUGGCUUAUUUCACUACAAUCAGUGCUGGGGAAUUGCUGCUUUCAAAAGCUGUAGCAGUGACCUUUGCCGAACGACUAAUGGGAAACUUUUCUUUAGCUGUACCAGUAUUUGUUGCUCUCUCCUGCUUUGGAUCUAUGAAUGGUGGCAUUUUUGCGGUCUCCAGGAUGUUCUUCGUUGCAUCCCGCGAGGGUCACCUUCCGGAAAUUCUCUCCAUGAUUCAUGUCCGCAAGCACACUCCUCUGCCAGCUGUCAUUGUUUUGCAUCCUCUCACAAUGAUAAUGUUAUUCAACGGGGAUCUCUACAGCCUCCUGAAUUUCCUCAGUUUUGCCAGGUGGCUUUUUAUUGGACUGGUAGUUGCUGGGCUGAUUUAUCUCAGAUAUAAACGUCCUGAUAUGCCUCGUCCUUUCAAGGUGCCUCUAUUUAUUCCAGCAUUGUUUUCCUUCACCUGCCUCUUCAUGGUUGCACUGUCACUUUACUCUGAUCCAGUGAAUACAGGGAUUGGAUUUGCAAUAACCCUGACUGGAGUGCCUGCAUACUACCUCUUUAUCGUAUGGGACAAGAAGCCAAAGUGGUUCAGAAAGCUCCUCGACAGGGUAACUGUAACAUUGCAAAUCCUCUUGGAAGUCGUCCCAUCAGAAGAAGACCAGAAAUCAUGAUCUUCACGUACAGCUUUUGGCUUGGUGUUUCAUUUCAACCUGAGGAAGAGGGUAGGGAGGUUUCUCCCCCUACCUAACGUUCUGCAGACUGGAGGAACAAGUCACAACUGAGAUGGAUACCGAGCGAGUCCGUUACCAGAACUGUAUUUUACCAUGUUGCAAAUUUUUUUUAAUGUGGUUGGUUUUAUAUGUAGAAAGCAAGAACUUGUGCUAUGAGGGUACUCAUCUCUUCACUAUUUCUUUUGUUAGUGUCAUAUUUUAACAAAACCGUAGGUUUGUCAAACUAGGAUUUUGGUUGCGUUUGUCACUAAAAACAGGUUUAAGCAAUGUAUAAGUAAUAGUCAGGUGUACUGUGAAGAAUGUAUCCUGCUUGCUGUCCCUGAAGAACCCAACUCUCACCAGAGAAAGGGUGAGAUAAAGCUGCUGAGUUUUACUUACUAACGUUCUUCCCGUCGCUCCGUUUGGCAGCCCAAUUUGACUUCUUUUGGCUGGCUGGGAGCACCAGCACACCGAUGCAGAAGCACAGCGGUUUCCACAUGUUUGUGGGGGCAACUUCAAGCUUUCUUCAUUCCAGAGUUGUUAUGCUAUAGACAAUAGGAACGUCUUCUGAGAAUUAAUAUUUCUGCCAGUGGGGCAGGAAGAUUUUAGCCUGGGGGCAGUAAUUUCAUACAUGUUAAAGUUUCCACCAGCCUGGAAAUGAUUACUGUUUUUACCAAUGUUUCUUUGUGUACAUACGUACAGGAAAUACAGCAGCUCAGUAAUCACCUUUAAAUGACUCAAAACAUUUGAGUGAGACCUCCGUUGCUGUAUGACUAUUUUCUGUCUGGAAGCGUAUGGACCUGGAGUUACCGGUCAGGCAAACUGGAUUUUAAAGUUUUAUAUCAUUGUCGGUGGGUAGAAAUUAAUAAUAGUCACUAGUGGGAAAACUGUAUAGGCACGGCAAUAAAUGCAAUACCUUUUUAUGAAUAAGGUAUAAGGCAAGCUACAACAGACUUGUUGCAUUCAGUGGGAUAUGUGCCUAAUCUGUGGGCUUUUCAUUCAAGCACACUCCAAUUAACUGGGCUUUGAAACACCAAGAAACAGGUGCUCUGCCAGUGUCGUCUUCCCGGUUUUAUCCCUGCAGAAACAGAGAAAGGCCAUCAAAACUGAUAAAAUCAAACAAAAUUCAUCUUCAGAAUGAUGUUUGAGCUGAAGUUUUGCCCUUUUUUUAGAGACAGUUGUAGAUAAAGAAAUUUUUUAAUGCUCAGACAUUCAAUUUUAUAUUAUUAAUUGAAGACUACUCAACCUUAAGAUUAAGGUUUGUUAUCACUCUGUUAAGAAUAUAUUGCUUAAAUAUUGAAUGCACUACUUUUUGAGCUGUUUGCUAUCAGCAAGUCAUAUGUUUCAUGAAAACUUUUAUGGAACUAAGCAACAUUAAACUUCCUAAAUUGGGAGAAAAGCACAACUAGUAGCCAGACCACUACAGUAAAGGGAGACUGUGUAUUGUAUAUAUGUUGUAUAUAUCCGGAAUAUCUACCAUUUUAAGGAUGUACAGUAAAAUGUGUUAAAAUUAUACAUGUUUUUCUGUCUUGUAUUUCUAUGGUGGAAUUUCACAGAAGCAGGGAAAUGGGAGUAGAAGUGUAGAUUGCGUAGAAGAGAAGUAAUUUAAGAUGGAGUAGAAGAGAUUUAAGAUUGUGUAGAAGAGAAGUAAUUUAAGACACAGAAGACAUUUUUACAAACAUUUUUUAAAAAUGUUUUCUGUUUACAGUAACUUAAAGUGUUAUUUGAAACUUUUUUAGGCAGACAUUUUGAGAGAGCUUUUGAUGUUGACAGUGCACGCGUUCAAUUAGUAUUUAUACUUGGGUCAGAAUUCUGCUUUUGAGGCCGCCUCCUGCCAUCCCGGUUCACCAGGGUUUGACCUGUGUCAUUGUGGAGCAUCUUCAGAGUACACCAACUGGAUUUCUCUCUGAUCAGACCAAACCUCCAGAAAUGCACCUAAGACCCCCUCUGCCCCGGUACUGGAUGCUGAGUGCAUGGGAUCCCACUGCAGAACCUCCUGAACAUCCAUAGUGUGGGUGCCAAGUUUUCAGCACCAACUGUUUCGUUCCACGUAUCCACUCCUAUUGUGCCACGUUACUUGAAAGUUUAAAUGUAGGCAGUGUUAACUUGUAGAAAUAAAUGGGCUCUGUAAAUAUAACUGAAUGUUGCUUUAUUUUCCCGUCAUGGACUUUAAAGUUUAGAAAUGUUUCUGAAGCCUGAUUCAGUGAUCACGUUUUACUAGGUUUAUUUCGUGUAAGGGGUUAAUUUGUCCCAAGGCAAAUCCUGUGACUCAUUGAUUGUGAAGUUGUAUAUUUUAGGAAGAAAAAACAUUACCUGCAAAAUAAAAAACCUGGGUUUUUCUGAAAAUGCACAGGGAUUCUAAUUUCAGGUUUAGUUUCUUUAGCACGUACAAAAUAUUGCUAUAGGGUUUCCAGUGUGUUAUAAAAGUCAGUAUUAAGGACUUUUAUUACACCUGGAAAUGAAGCUUAUCCUAACAAAUGGAGGAAAAAACAGGUUACAACAUUUUUUUUUUAAAGCAUCGAGUUAUUUUUAAGAGUAUUUUCUUCAGAGUCAUAAAGGAAAUUCUAG
Molecule: messenger RNA, 9804 nt
Organism: Grus americana (Whooping crane)
Lineage: Eukaryota; Metazoa; Chordata; Aves; Gruiformes; Gruidae
Gene: SLC7A11
Product: solute carrier family 7 member 11
Exons: 20
Coding region: 5764-7197 (477 amino acids)
Biological process (GO): amino acid transmembrane transport
Cellular component (GO): membrane
Molecular function (GO): L-amino acid transmembrane transporter activity
Source: RefSeq, a predicted model, not a curated record